Messenger RNA from Varanus komodoensis (Komodo dragon), 981 nucleotides. It is a transcript of the gene SOX2, whose product is annotated as SRY-box transcription factor 2. The transcript has a single exon. Gene Ontology annotation, biological process: cell differentiation; anatomical structure morphogenesis; regulation of DNA-templated transcription. Lineage: Eukaryota; Metazoa; Chordata; Lepidosauria; Squamata; Varanidae. Bases 1 to 981 code for a protein of 326 amino acids. Gene Ontology annotation, molecular function: RNA polymerase II cis-regulatory region sequence-specific DNA binding; DNA-binding transcription factor activity, RNA polymerase II-specific. The record is from RefSeq and is a predicted model, not a curated record.
AUGUACAACAUGAUGGAGACCGAGCUCAAACCUCCCGCCCCCCAGCAGACUCCGGGGGGAGGCACGGGGGGGAACAGUACUGCCGGGGCCAACAACCAGAAGAACAGCCCGGAUCGGGUCAAGAGGCCCAUGAACGCGUUCAUGGUGUGGUCCCGCGGCCAGAGGAGGAAGAUGGCCCAGGAGAACCCCAAGAUGCACAACUCGGAGAUCAGCAAGCGCCUCGGGGCCGAGUGGAAACUUUUAUCCGAGGCGGAGAAGCGGCCGUUCAUCGACGAGGCCAAGCGGCUGCGCGCCUUGCACAUGAAGGAACACCCGGAUUAUAAAUACCGACCGCGGCGGAAAACCAAGACGCUGAUGAAGAAGGAUAAGUACACCCUGCCGGGGGGCUUGCUGCCGCCGGGCUCCAACUCCAUGGCGGCGGGGGUCGGCGUGGGGGCCGCGCUGGGCGCGGGCGGCGUCAACCAGCGCAUGGACAGCUACGCGCACAUGAACGGCUGGGCCAACGGCGGCUACGGCAUGAUGCAGGAGCAGCUGGGCUACUCGCAGCACCCGGGCCUGAGCGCGCACAACGCCGCCGCCGCCGCCGCCGCCGCGGCCGCGCAGAUGCAGCCCAUGCACCGCUACGACGUGGGCGCCCUGCAGUACAACUCCAUGGGCGGCUCGCAGACCUACAUGAACGGCUCGCCGCCCUACGGCGGCAUGUCCUACUCGCAGCAGGGCACGCCGGCCAUGGGCCUGGGCGCCAUGGGCUCGGCGGUCAAGACGGAGGCCAGCUCCAGCCCGCCCGUGGUCACGUCCUCGGCGCACUCCCGGGCGCCGUGCCAGGCCGGGGACCUGCGGGACAUGAUCAGCAUGUACCUCCCCGGGGCCGAAGUGGCGGAGCCCGCCGCCCCCAGCAGACUGCACAUGUCGCAGCACUACCAGAGCGCACCUGUCCCGGGCACGGCUAUAAACGGCACGCUCCCCCUCUCCCAUAUGUAA